Messenger RNA from Suillus subalutaceus, 1055 nucleotides. RefSeq lists its product as uncharacterized. The record is from RefSeq and is a predicted model, not a curated record. The coding region runs from base 312 to 935 and encodes 207 amino acids. Gene Ontology annotation, molecular function: serine-type endopeptidase activity. The transcript is spliced from 2 exons. Lineage: Eukaryota; Fungi; Basidiomycota; Agaricomycetes; Boletales; Suillaceae.
CUUACAGUCUUACACACUUUUCUUUGCCUUUUGAAUGUUCUCCGUCUGGAUCUCAACGUUAAUUCCUAGUGGCUCGUCAAAGAGACAUUUGUCCAGUCUAUAUGGUACUCACGCACAACUGUUUUCUUCAUCGAUACCCAAUCAGGAGCGAUCAUAGAUGCUAGACUGUACACGCUACUGAAAACAAGGGUCGGUUUAUUUGCUCGAGAAGUACGCCUACUACCCCUUGGGAGGUGUUAUUAGGAUCUUUUAAUCAAAAUGAUACCCUUGAAUGGAGAGUCCUUGAUAAACCGACAUUGUCUUCUAUCAUUAUGAGUAUCAAAGAAACCCUAGAUGACCUAACACUAUCCAUCAUACACAUCACCACCCGUACACCAACAGAAACACUACUCAUCCAGUCCAAGAAAGCUUCUACGAGUGGUGGUUCCAAACCAGUGUGCGUCACUAUCCCGCAUGGAGGACCCCAUACGACCUCGACUACUGCGUUUGUUCCGGCUGUCGUCGCAUUAGCGCUUGAAGGACCCACACCCACACCAAUGCCUUGCAUGCCCGCACCUUCCCAAACAAUGUUCCUGCCCACACCACCACCUCCACUAAUUACAUCCAAAACUUACAACGCCCUCUUCGCCGCAUCCCCAAUCGUGCACGUCGACAAUAUAACAACGCCAGUGCUGAUAUUGAUAGGCGAGGAUGAUUUGAGGGUCGCUCCGGGGCAGGGGGUUGGGUUUUAUCGUGCGAUUAAGGGGAGAGGUGGUGAGGGUGGGACCGCGACUGGGGCUGGUUCUGAAGAUAAAACUGGGAAUGCGACCAAAGAUGCGACCAGGACCGAGGAGACGGGACCGAGAAAGAAAGGGAUAGUAGAAAUGUUAUCCUUCCCCGAGAAUCGCAUGCGAUCGAUGGAGUUGGAGCUGCUAGGGUUUCGUUCGAGGCUAUGAGGGAUUGGUUCAAGCCAUUUGCAGAGGGCUGUUAGUCGUGUUUUUCGUUCCCUCGUUGCUAAUAUGACAGCCAGGCCGGGCCGUGCACAUCACUAACAUUUAAUAUUAUUAUUGUUGCUG